UGCUUUAGUUGCCUUAAUGCUGUUGUAGAAGAUAGACACGAUGGAGAACAGAGUGUAUUUCAUAGCCAGAGAAGACUUUUGUGAGAUGGAACAAGUACAGGAUGACAGGGCAGAGGAAGAGCAGCACACAGCUCCAGUGCCUCAUGUUGAAGCAGAAAGGAAAGUCACCUUGGAGAAGGUGCUGGCGAUCUUCUGUGUUCUCCUACUGGCCGCCCUCAUAUCCCUUUCUGUUUAUCAUUUCAUAACAUUAAAUCACAAGGAGCAAGACUUGGAAGAGUUAAGAAAGUUCAGUAAUGUGAAGGACUUCUACUGUGAUGUUACAAACACAACUCACGAAAACACUUGCCCUGUAUGUAAACCGGGCUGGGUCCCCUUCAGGUCCAAGUGUUACUUCUUCUCCAGUAGUGAACUGAACUGGACUGAGAGCCGUGAUAAAUGCAUAAGAAGGGGUGGACGACUAGUGAAUAUCGAAAGCUUAGAGGAGCAGAAAUUUUUAUCAAAUCUAUAUGAGGUCAUCGAAAGUGAAGUGAUGUUUUAUUGGAUUGGCGGAGAUGACAUCAGUAAAGAAAACACAACUACCAGGAUGGACGUUGAACCUGUACAAUCCCAGAGAGCCAGUGAUGACUACAAAGGACUCUGUCUACUGAUACAGCAGAGAGAUAACAUCGUGACGAGAUCUUCCUGUGGUGUUCCUUAUAGCUGGAUCUGUGAGUCCCCUGCAUUUCUACUUCGUACUUAAACUGCUAUCAAGAGUUCCAGCCACCUGUCAGAGUUGCUGUCUUCAGGAAUCGUAAAGAUCACUUCAGCAGUAAAUCACAGAGCUGCUAGUCUGAGCAGAGUCCAGAAGGUCACCUCACUUUGCUAUGCAGGUGACAGAGGUAGUGAGUGACAAUAUACUCGACAUACAGGACUGGUAGGAAAUGAAAGCUGCCAUCUUAUUAUAAUCUCAGUGAUGGUCUGUGGAUUCUUCCCAUUUCUGACUGAAUAGACCCCCGGACCCUGAACUGCACAUGGUGGUUAUAGAUAGCAGAUGAAACGAUAAAGCUUCAUUUACAUAUGAGAAGAAAAUGCACGGUUCCUGAUUAAAAAAAAAAAAAGAAAAAAAGAAAACAAUUUUAUAUUUGUUUAAUAAGCAACACAUGCAAGUUCUUUCAGCAUUUAGGGAAAUGAGGAUUCAUUACCAACCUGUGUUUUGUUUUAAGUGAUGUGAAAAAUUAUUUACCCCCUUCCUAGUAUUUUCUGUUUUUGCAUAUUUUACACAACGCAUGGCCUUCGACCUUCACAAAAAUACAAUAUUAGAAAAAGGAAACCCGAGGUAUGAAGUUCUUAUUAUUGAAUGCUGUGUUACUUUAUAGUAGACCUAGUUGGACCUGCGCCAUCCACAAAGUUCUUGUCUGUCUUUAUUACAAGAUACGUGAAGAUGAUCCAGGUCACUCUGUGCAAUUGUGAGAUGAGCACCAAAGCUGGUCUUGGAUAGUAAAGUUUGUCUUUCUGCUCUCCAAUGAGUCCUGCUUUAACUCUUCACCAUUAAUAACAGAGUCAUGAACUCUGACCUGAGGAGGGUAGACAGCCCUGAAGGUCUUUGGAUGUUUUUUUUCCUGGAAUCCUCUAUGACUUCUUGUCUCAGACAUUCCUGCACCCUUUUGGUAGGCCAUGUUACUUUUUUUCUGAAUGUUUUUGCUUUUUGAGAUAAUAGCUGUCAUUGUGGUGUAGUGGAGUCACAGAGCCUUAGCAAUGGCUAACACUUUCCUGAUUUUAUUUUCAUUUUCCUUCAUCUCUUCUGAGAUUUCCUUCGAUCAAGACUCCAUCUUGUUCUAGAAACCUUAGGGUGAGAACUUCAUUGUCAUGAUAAGUGACAACAUAUGCUGAGGUUUAGAUUCAAUAAGGCUGGCUCUGUCUUGUUAACAGUUAUCUUUGCUCAGCUGUUUUCGUGAGUCACUAAUCAGACAAUUCUCUUGCACAUGGCAAUACAGAUGUUGGAUUACUUAUUACAAUACAGAUGUUGGAUUACUUAUUACUUCAAUAUCUUAGGCAGCAUCUUAUAAAUGGUGUUAUAUGUUUACUCUGAUUCCUGUCAUCUAAUAUUAUAAUUGAUAGAUAGAUAGAUAGAUAGAUAGAUAGAUAGAUAGAUAGAUAGAUAGAUAGAUAGAUAGAUAGAUAGAUAGAUAGAUAGAUACUGCGGAACGAGCCCUGGGCACAGACAGGCAGACAUGUUAUUUUUGCACCACCACACGUUUAUUUACACAACUACUAUUUACACUGUCCUUAAGUGCACCACAAACCCAAAUCUUCCCCAAAGUCCAGGCCAACUACUCUGCCUCUUCGGAUCGCCUCCUUCUCUCUUUCUCCGACCUUGUUUUGCUUCCACCCGACUCCAGCCUUGAAUGAAGGGAGGCGGCCCCUUUUAUCCAUACCCGGAUGUGCUCCAGGUGUGCACUGGCAAUCUUCCACCCGACACACCCCAGUGUGGCUGAAGUGCCGGCUGUCAUCCCGGAAGCACUCCAGGUGUUCCCUCUUUUCUUCCCCCCAGCACUUCCUGGUGUGGUGGAAGUACUGGGGUCCAGGGUCCUUCAGGCAGGGGGACGCCCUGUACCCGUGGCCCCCAAUACAACCAGGGCAGUUGCCCCCUCGUGGUCUGGAGGAGGCAUGAGCCCUCCUCCUGUCUCCCCGCGCAUCCCGGUCGGGUAGGAAUUCCAGCCGGGUGCCACAAUAGAUAGAUAGAUGGAUGGAUAGAUGGAUAGAUAGAUAGAUAGAUAGAUAGUCCCAAGGGGAAAUUCACAUACUCCAGCAGCAGCAUACUGAUAAAGAACAAUAUUAAAUUAAUAACAAUGCAGGUAUAACAGACAAACAAUAACUUUUUAUAAUGUUAAAGUUGAUGAAUGAAGCCAUUUGUUAUGACAAAUAUACAAAAAAAGAACAUCUGGAAGGGAGCAAAAACUUGAACAUCACUGUGUAUUUAUCUGAAUUAGAGCUGCCAUUGUGAAGAGUAUUUACCACCAUGUGACAUGACGUCUGUUCUGUAUUAUUAAUGUCCGAGUCUUAACCCAAGUUUUAUCACUUAUGGACUCUCUUAAACCAACUACUGAUGAUUUGACUUCUUAACACUUGAAUUAUCAAAGCCUACGAUAAACUCAUAAUCCCGCCCCAUCUUAAAUCUGUUCGCACCUCUCCGUCAGCGUCUUUUUGUCUUGUAAAUGUGUCGAUCAGCACAAGCACCAAGCAGCCUGCUUAUCCCAUCAUCCCACCAACGCAGAAAGGGCAAAAAGUUCUCCCUGUUCACGUCUUGUUUAUCUGCGUGUGAGUUGCCUUGAGUUGUAGAGGGUGAAUAAUAUAUUGUUUUUUGGAAUAGAUGCAUGUCAUGUGUGUUCCGUGUCUACAUCAAUCUAUGUAAACACAUUGUUAAAACAGAAACGUUUUUCAUGUUUUAGUCUUAAUUGACAAAAUCUAGACAUGAAGUGUAUGAUGUGUGAAGGGCGAAGUCCAAAUAUCAAAUAAACACUUUCAAAAAAUUUACAAGUAUAGCAAAACAAGUGUUCUUUUAUUCAAGAAUAAAACUGCAUAAAAGUAACUCGUGUUAGGGUACGACAUUGACACAACAUUACUACGACUGCUUUGGUGGUGCAAACUGCAGACUCAUAAUGAAAAUGAUCCCAGACACCUCUGUUUUGAGUAGUGAGCUGCUGUUAUUCUUACUAUUAUAGAAUCAAAACAUACAUUUGAUUUGAGUCUGAAACAGCCUGUGUAAAUUUAUGGUAAUUGUAAAAGUUAGCUUUUUGUUUUUAAUAUUGUUUUAUUCUCUCAGUCACAUUCACAUUCUCACCGUUACGACACUGUUUGUUUUCAAAUAAAGACAUGCUAUAACAGAGGUGAACUCAGAUGAGGGUGAGGGUUCUUCAUUGGAGACAGAGAACAGAAGCCCUUCCCAUAAGAAACAUCCACUCACACAUAAGAACAAUGCAGCUGCACCAGGCGUAAAGGCGAAAGAUGUCACCGUUUGGAUGCAGCAACAGGUCGGGUGUCAUCCUGCCAGUCAGUCUGCCCCAAACGUGUCCUUCAAAGAGAAAAAGCAGGGCUUACAGAGCUUGCCAAUGUAUUGUGCAAAAUCCUGUUUGUAAUUAUUUUUUCUGAUGGUCUUUAUAUAAAAAACAUUUAUAUGUUACUUAUAUAAAAGCCAAAUCAAAAGUUAUUUACCUUGAUUCAUUUACUUCCUACAAUGUAAAGUCACAAGUAGACUGCAGACCUUCCCAUAUUUGAUCAACACAAGGAUGCUGACAAAGAUUAUGUGCACAGAAGUGACUUUAGCUGCAGGUUUCAAAGCUCCUGUCGCACUCUAAGCAAUCAUAAAUAAGUACUAUUUUCCUAAUAAAGUACAUUUGCAAUGGUACUCCUUAUUCAGGAAGAGAUCCCAGUCGUCCCAUGGGAGAAAGACUUUUAGAGACUAAAGUCAUAAAGGUUAUGAAACCGUUUCUGGACAAAAGCCAAACCGUAACAACAGGAGCUUCCUUCUGCACCUAAAUUCACUUCAUUACACAUAGUAGGCUGCUUGUGCUGAUCGACACAUUUGCAACACAAAAGACGCUGACGGAAAGGUGCGAAGGGAUUUAAGGUGGGCCGGGAUUGCUAGUUUUUUCAUAGACUUUGGUAAUUCUAGUGUUAUGAGUGACAUUUUUCUUCCCACUCUGUCACUUGACUUGAUGUUUUUAAUUCUAUUCAUGUUGAUGUUUUUUUUUUUUUUUGCUUAUGUCUCAGGUGCUGGACUCUGUAAUUUUAAUACUCAUUAUAUUUUGUUCUUCAGUAGUUUUUAUUUUAUUAUUCAGUAUAUAUUUACACUUUUGCAGAUUUAUUCUAGGGGCCUGUCUCACAAAUGCUAUUGAGUUGCCCUGUUUUGUUGUGUUGAUUUGCAUUGUAUUCUUAACUUGAGAUGCUGUGCUCUAUGAUAACAGUUUGUGCAGAAUAAAUAUGAAUUGCUUAAUAAA
Molecule: messenger RNA, 4976 nt
Organism: Erpetoichthys calabaricus (reedfish)
Lineage: Eukaryota; Metazoa; Chordata; Cladistia; Polypteriformes; Polypteridae
Product: killer cell lectin-like receptor subfamily G member 1
Exons: 6
Coding region: 41-739 (232 amino acids)
Source: RefSeq, a predicted model, not a curated record